UCGUCAACCACGAAAAAAACGCUGGCGUGCAAUUACUGGAGUUCCUGCUUGCUCAGUCUCGCUGCUCCUGUGCCCGCGUACGGCUGCUGCAAGCGAGUUCAAGACUACGAUACGAGAGGAAUUAUGGCGACUUGGGUGCUUCCCUCGGAAAGCUGGGUUAAUAGAUACGCCCAGCCCGUGUUCGGAGCAAAUUCAAGCCUUUUUUCCCCAUCAAGUCUCAAUUUCACGUCAAGCAGCCUCGUCAAGCUUUCCGAAUUCCUUCAGGAGGCGCCAUGUCACUUAGAUGCGGCCCCACGCUCUAUUUUUGCAGCUAUAAUUGCAGUCAUGGCGUUAACAAUCCUUUCCAGCUCCUGGUUCUCGUUCCACUGCCGCUUCCGCUCCCUACCUCCCGGACCUUCCUCUUGGCUCAUUCUCGGCAACCUUCCGGACCUGGACAUCCUUCCAUACCGUUCACUCGCAAGGCUCGCAGACAGGUACGGCCCGAUACUGACCGUCUGGUUCGGUUCCAAGCCAGCUGUGGUCGUCUCGUCGCCGAAGCUGGCCGAGGAGGUGCUUAAAACGAAGGAUAAGCUCUGCGCGACCCGUCCGCUCACUCGCACUGUGGCGCUGCUCACUAAUAACGGGCGAUUCAUGGCGACGUUGCCGUGCGACGACGAUUGGCGAAAGCAGCGGCGACUCGCGAUGCUGCACCUUUUGUCUGCGCGGAAUAUGAAAGCGAAUCUGGGUGUGAGAGAGCUGGAAAUUCGCGAUAUGCUCGACACAAUCGCAACUGACGCUGCUGCUGCGACUGCUGCUGCAGAUUUGCUUAAAACGGGGAUGAAUGGGGGCUCCAGUAUCGAAGCAGCAGGUCUGGAAGUGCGGAGGUAUCUCAAUCUUGCUGCACUCAACAAUAUUCUGCGACUAACCGUCGGGAAGCACUUCAGUUACGAGGCAGUUCGUCACACGGCUUCUGCUGCUACUUGCAGCUCUACUAGUACCACUACUUCGUCAGGCGGAAGGGCGCUAGAUGCAGCAAUGGAGAUUGCUUGGGAAGGGCGUAUCGCCGCAAUCCGCAGCGAAAAGCGAGGCAACAGCGGUGGUGCUUCUACUGCGGAAGGUCCAUCGACAAGUGGAUUAGUGGAGGAUGAGGCUGAAGGCGAGAAAGUGAUUGCGAUAAUCGAGGAGGCGUUUUCUGUUGGCGGGGCAUUCAAUAUCGCGGAUUACAUUCCUGGGGUUCGUUUCCUGGACCCCCAGCGGGUGUAUACCCGGGUGCAGCGACUGGCGCCGCAGCUGCAUGGAUUCAUGCGCGCAUGCAUCGAGGAAAGGAGGCAGCUUAUAACGAGACGCAAGGCAACCGGGAGCGGGGAGAAAGGGGCCGCAGACGAUUGGGUAUUCAUGGAUGCUCUUUUGGAAAGGGAAGGGGAGGGAGAUGACGCGGUGACUGCCGAAGAAAUGAUGAUGCUGGGGAUUGAGAUAAUCAUGGCGGGGACGGCUACAACUUCCAAGACCGUGGAAUGGGCGCUUGCUGAGCUGGCACAGCGCCCUGACAUGCUGGCAAGGCUCCAAGCUGAGGUGGAUGCAGCCCGUGCCACAUCAGUAAGUUUGAAAACUCAAGAGCAGGAAGUGGGGAGUGGAAAUUCUGACCCCACGGUCUCUCUUCCCGUUCAGGACAUGCCGUACUUACAGGCGGUGCUAAAAGAGACCUUUAGGCACCACCCAGUGGGACCCUUCCUGGUUCGGCAGGUUACAGGUGGUAACGUAACACUGGGCGGUUACACCAUCCCUCCAGGCACUAUGAUCCUGAUCAACACAUGGGCUCUUGGGCACGAUCCAACGGUCUGGAUCAACCCGCAUGAGUUCAACCCAAGCAGGUUCCUCGAUCCUGCCGCUCCUGACCUGACCGGGAAAAGUUUCAGCCUGCUGCCCUUUGGUUCGGGCAGGCGGGGAUGUGCAGGAAUGAACCUGGGGCUAGACCUAUCGGCUCGCAUGCUGGCGGGUUUUGUCAGGCAGUUUGAUUUUGAGCUGCCCGGGGACGUCAGGGCAGCUGGAGGGGUGGAUAUGGGAGAGGAAUUUGGGCUGGCAAUGAGUAUGGCAAAGCCCCUGAGGAUUGUAUGUAGGGAGAGGAAGGGGGUGUUUUGAGAAGCCUUGACACAAGAUGCCGUGGCAGCAGGGCAGCUGCAGGGGUUAUUAUGGGAGAGGAAUUCGGGCUGGAAAUGAGUAUGGCAAAGCCCCUGAGGGUUGUUUCUAGGGAGAGGAACAGAGGGUUUCGGUGCGCGUCCAAACGUGGCGAAAGGGCAGCUGGUUAAGUAUUUAGGUACUGGUAUUUAGGAAGGUGGAUGAGGUGGAUUGGAUACCCUACGGGAGAGGAGAUAGUUGGGUGGGUGGAUAGGAGGGGUAAAUAGAACGAGGAGUUUGGAUAGGCAAGAAGCAUGGCAAAGCCCCAGAUGAUUGUGUGGACAGUUCACGAGAAAAAGCAGCAGCCCACUCCACAGUUAUUUGGGGCCUGUUUGCCAGGAUGGGAACAUGAAAAUGUUGGCAAGACAGGCAAUUACUCUGGUUCUGGGGGCACUGUGUAUGGUGUGGUGCGGUGUGGAGUGGUGUGAAGAUGCCAUAUUAAUGGUAUUUUGCAUGGAUAU
Messenger RNA from Closterium sp. NIES-67, 2615 nucleotides. NCBI's taxonomy places the organism in Eukaryota, Viridiplantae, Streptophyta, Zygnematophyceae, Desmidiales, Closteriaceae. The record is from the annotation of a GenBank genome assembly.